This is a messenger RNA of Endocarpon pusillum Z07020, 1365 nucleotides long. RefSeq lists its product as uncharacterized. The record is from RefSeq and is a predicted model, not a curated record. Gene Ontology annotation, biological process: triglyceride catabolic process. The transcript is spliced from 7 exons. Gene Ontology annotation, molecular function: triacylglycerol lipase activity. The coding region runs from base 1 to 1365 and encodes 454 amino acids. NCBI's taxonomy places the organism in Eukaryota, Fungi, Ascomycota, Eurotiomycetes, Verrucariales, Verrucariaceae.
AUGGGCAGUAUCAUCAGCUAUGAUAGUAAGCGUCCUCUGCUAGUCUGUGCUCUACCACGGGCAUCGCCGGCACCAGCUACAGGAACAGAAGACGCCACUCUCGUCGCAUCAAUAUCAUCUAUCGUAAAGUCGGCCGGUCUUAAACCUUACGCAACGCCUUUGUCGACGGAUGAGAUCAAGGAGUGGAAUGCUCUAGGCGACUCCUUCACCGCAGGCAUUGGAUCUAAUGGUCUCGACGAUUCUCUUAGGAUUUCGCAGGACUGCAGCCGUUACGACAAAGCAUAUCCCAUGCAAAUGAACGCUGAUACAAGAUGGCCUGGCAAACCGGCGGACCGAAAGCUCAAUUUCGGUGCUUGCUCAGGCAACGUGAUGCAAGACAUCCGAACUAAACAGCUGUCCGAUAACGCACCAGUAGACUACCAAAACUUUGGGAAGCCUCAGCUUGCCGUAAUUACUUUGGGUGGGAAUGAUCUCGGUUUCGAAAGCGCCAUCAACGCCUGCAUAAUUCGAGCGCAUGGGUGGCCGAACAUUCCGGGCCGUAACCGCGUUUUGAUUGGCAUCGAGAACAAAAUCCAAGACCUGGGCUUCCUGGGCGCUUUUGAUGAAUUACUCCUUGCUAUCGUGGUCAAAGGUCGUGUGAAUGGAGGCGCUGACCCACCUGAGUCUUUUCAGCUUUUUGUCAAUGGAGACCUGAAUUUCCAAAUCAAGCAAUCGGCUUUUCGAUUGGCGAAUGAAGGCGUUGUUUACGUUGAAGGAUUCCAGGAUUCAUACAUUGAUCAUCAGUUCUGCGACCCCAAAGCAGAUACGAAUCUGAAGAAGCCUAUUUCACCCAAAACUUGGUUUUGGGCUAGCGAUAGCCGAGAAGCCUUCGAAGCCGCUCUGGACAGCCUGAAAACCAGUUCUGACCCAUCUGUCGCUGCUAUUCCGGAGCAGUGGCGUCGUAUUUUCCAUCCUAAGGGCACAGCAUAUAGGCACCACUCAGACGUGAAUCUAAACACCGUCCUAGCCAACAGACAAGCGAAGCCAGCGGCCCCGCCUCCGCCGACCCCUCCUCCAGCACCCACUCCAACAGAGGAGGAAGAGAAUAAUAUAUGCGGCGUUUGGUAUAGGAUCAUUCUGAAUCAUUUCGAGAUCAGAGGGGAGAAUUUCGACCCAGUUAAGUUCGGUAAGGAUGGCUCCGGUUUGAAGAAGGAAAUCAAGGGGUGCGGCGCUUUGACCAAAUGGCGCUUUGAGUACACGCCCAAAGAUCCGAAUUUCGCGUGGUUUGCCUCUGGGCAGUUGCCAAUUGGUACGAAGGCUUGCGUAGGAAUGGCAGUGGUUUCCGCAGAUGGGGAAGGGCCUGAUGGGUGUACUGGUCCCGGUUGA